CUGUGGUAUCUAGGCGAAUUCGUGUGCCUAGGAAGGACACACACAAUGGUAGCCAACGUUGUGGUCCAUGGGCGCUCGCGCCCGUGACGCAGGCACAGAGAAAGACCUUCGCAGCAGUACAGGAGCAUCUUCAGCACCAUUGCAGUUCUCAUCUAGCUGAAACGCGAGGAAAAGCUUGAGAUAAUCGACAAGGCUUGUUUUGAGGCCUGGCAACAUCUAGCAGAAUGACUAAAGAGCAGACUGCCGAGGUGGAGGAGGAGGCCCAGCCUGCCUCUGAGUACCAGAGCCCAGUUCAUGAGCCCCGGAAGAGGCCCAUGGUCCACCCAUCUGCACAGGCCCCCCUCCCCAAAGACUAUGUCUUCACAUUCUUUGACCCAAAUGAUCCUGCGUGUCUGGAGAUCCUGCUGGAUCCGCGCACCACCAUCCCAGAGCUUUUCGCCAUCAUCCGUCAGUGGGUCCCACAGGUCCAGCACAAGAUCGACCUCAUCGGAAACGAGAUCUUGAAGCGUGGUUGCCAUGUCAAUGACCGUGAUGGACUGACAGACAUGACCUUGCUCCACUACAGUUGCAAAGCCGGAGCCCAUGGUGUUGGUGACCCUGCCGCUGCCCUCAGGCUGUCCAAUCAGCUCAUUUCCCUGGGGGCAGACGUCAGUCUCCGCAGCCGCUGGACCAACAUGAACGCCGUGCACUAUGCUGCAUACUUCGACGUGCCAGAGCUGAUUCGCAUUCUCCUCAAGGCCUCCAAGCCUAGAGUACUGAAUUCCACCUGCAGUGACUUCCACCAUGGCACAGCCCUGCACAUUGCUGCCUCCAACCUGUGUCUGGGAUCAGUCCAGUGUCUACUAGAGCAUGGAGCCAACCCCACUGUCAGGAAUGAUAAAGGGCAGGGGCCAGCCGAGGUGGUCCCUGACCCCAUGGACAUGACUCUGGACAAAGCAGAAGCGGCCAUGGUGGCCAAGGAGCUGAAGCAGCUGCUGCUGGACUCUGUGCCACUCAGCUGCAACCUGCCCCGCGCCACCCUGCUCAACUACGACAACAUCCCUGGCAACCUCAUGCUCACCUCCAUCGGCCUGAAACUGGGCGACCGUGUGGUGCUGGACGACAUGAAGCUCCCCAAAAAAUCGAGCAGUGAUGAAAUUGACAUCUCAGCUCUGCAUCACCUGAAGCAGACGGGCACCCUGCGCUUCUGUGGGACCACGGAGUUCGCCAGUGGCCAGUGGGUGGGGGUGGAGCUGGACGAGCCAGAGGGCAAGAACGACGGAAGUGUGGGAGGGGUGCGUUACUUCAUCUGUCCCCCCAAACUGGGUAUCUUUGCUCCAGUGUCAAAAAUCGCUAAAGCUGUUGAGCUGGCCCCCUCCUCUGUCACCUCCACACCCAAGACACCCCGCAUGGACUUCUCCCGCGUCACAGGAAAGAACAAGAAAGAAAAGAAGGAAAUAAUGGAGAGAGAGAAAGCUCUGAGGAAGAAGUCUAUGUCCGUAGCCAGUCUGGACCCGGAUGGGGUGAAGGUGGAACUUGGAGAUCAGGUGCUGGUUGCUGGUGUGAAGCAGGGAAUCAUACGCUAUUACGGAAAGACAGACUUUGCCCCAGGUUACUGGUUUGGUGUGGAGCUGGAGAAUCCCACAGGAAAGCAUGAUGGGUCUGUUUUUGGUGUCCGCUACUUCAACUGCAUGCCCAAGUACGGGGUCUUUGCACCCCCAUCUCGCGUGCAGAGAAUCUGCGGACCAAAGGAUGGUCAUAGCGGCGACGGCACGAUGGUGAAGAAAGUCCACCAGGUGUCUAUGAACCAGCCAAGGCGUAAAUUCAACACGGUGAGGUCACCCAAGGACAUCACCUCUGAGAAUUCAAUAUCAAGAUUGCUGUUCUGCUGCUGGUUCCCCUGGAUGCUGCGAGCCGAGAUGCAGUCCUAACCACACUCUCCUUCCUCCUCCUCUUCCUCAAAGGAUCUACUGCUCUCCUCCUCUUAAUGUCCAUCUUUCAUUUGUGCUUUCCUCUGGCUGUUGCUGUCAGAAUUACAGUAGUGAACCACCGCCCCUGCCAACCCCCCCAUGAUCUCAGUCAGUCCUAUAGCAAAACCUAGUGCCUUGUAUGUUAACUAACAUCCCGCAUUCCGUUUGUAACACUAAUAAUGAGACUAAAUCAUUGUUACCCGAAAUCUGGGAUACAAACCCUACAAAAGCAAAUGAUCUAAUAGAUAUAAUCACUUAGUUUUUGUAAGUUACUCUAUUUCAGAAGUUGCCAAAACGUCAGAAGUUGCCAACACCCAUUGUCCAGUCAGCCAACUUCUUAUGCCAUGGAGCUUCUCCUAGGGAACCUUUCAAAUGACUAAGUACAUGAUGCUGUACUUUGUUGUUUUUCUGCUGCUUCAUCCUAAUUCCCUGUAUUUCAGAGGAGACCAAGGGCCUCAAAGUAAUACAUGGUCUGUCAGUGUGAACCGACUGUAGAUGGCCAUGUUGCGCUAAAGGGAUUUAUCCAAAAUGUGGAUGUGUGAGUCAAAUUGUGUUCCAAAUAAAUGUGCACAUCAACAUGCCUUUUGUUGUGAAAAGAUGUGAUAUGAACAUAUGGUCAUGUUCUUGGGAUGCUGUAUGUUCAACAGUAAACAGGGUUUAAUAUUAUUCAGGAUUCCGACAUCUGCUAUUUCUCCACUUGAUCUCUGAGCAUUUUCCCAAAUAUGCAAUUGGAAUGAUGUAUAUAAUAUUGAUUUGCUUGUUAAUGGGCUUGUGUAAAUUAUAGUAUGCUCACAGGUGAUACAAAAACAAGGUUCAUGGUCUCUGGUAGCCUACUAAAUUUGUUGACAGAGCCCUGUUAAAUACUAGUUGCCUGUUUUAGGUAUGGUAAUGCUACCACGUACAUAUAUGUUCAUCAUAAUGUCCCAACUUAAUUGCAGAAGGAGAACUUUAUCUGCGCAGAUAUCUUCUGUACCCUUGAAAGACAAUUUUCUAGCAAUGGUUUAAAUCGUGGUAAUAUAGACAGCGCCAUUUGUCAAUAACUGGGUCAAAUAAGACUUUCAUAACUUGGUCUAAGGUGUUUAUUGCACUUUGAGCCAGUUGGUCUCAAAUCCAAGUUAAGCUAACCAAAAUGUCUGCUAACCCCAAAAUGUAAUGGCAGGUAAUGUAAGGGAAAACCACCUAGAUUAAUAUUGUUUAAGCUGUUGUCUUUAUUGUGUAGCAUGAAGUACCAAUAACAUAACAUUUGCUUAACUUUAACUUAAACGUACUGUUAGCAAAAAGCUUUAUUUUCCCACAGUUACAUUUUGUUUAUAGAAAUAUGAAAUCUACAAGGGUACCACAAUAUACUUGUUAAAGGUACAUUUCUUGAUAAACCAGUGCCCUCCUCCCCAUCUCUAGGUUUGUUGUUGCAGCAAUGGUGUUAAUCUCAGGCUAAAUCUGCACAGACGGAACACCUGCUAGCUCAGUGCUACCACAGUUUACACCCCCUGUUGGCUAUCCUCCCAUGCUUCUCUCUCCUUCUCUCUCAACGUUAGACUUUGGUAGGUUUGUGAGUGUGAGCAUUAGAUAAAAAUCUGACCUUCUAAACUUGUGUGUGCUUAAUGUCAAAACCUACGAGUGUGCAUAAAAACAAAAAUAUUUAACCUGUGUACUUAGCUAUGUGGAUAUGGAUAGUGUCUUUUUCUACUGAACACUAUGUAAGCACAUCACGAGGAGGAGAAAAAAACACCUGAACUUGCUCCUGCACUCUUUGAACACCAUUGUAAACAUCCUGUGUUAAUAACAGCACCGUGAAACGGCAAGAAAUACUCAUUAUCAGGAAGGGUCUAAAAACUCGUGCACCAUGUCAUAUUCCGAAAUCACCACUUAUCCAAUGUGGUACUGAACAAUGUGGAACUGAAGGCAACAAUGUGUGGUUGUUUUUGAUAUUGCUAGUGUACGGUUAUGACUAGGUCUGUAAGAGAGCCGCAGAACAACGAGGAUGCUAUGAGGGAGUCGGCUUCAGCUUCAUUUGAUCUAAAUAAGGGACAUUAGUAUAUCCAGUUUGAGAGGAACUCAUUCAUUACACCUCAAAGUCAUGUAAUGGGAUACUUUGGAACCUGUGGCAAUUGGAACUUGUCUCCUUUUUUAUUUAAUUGAAUUAUGACUAUGUCAACACAAAGUGUUGCAAACUUUGUCAGGACAGCUCACUUUGUUCAAAUCUUCUGUUAGCCAAAUAUACUAAAAUGAUAUUGUGUCAAGAAGGACUGAGUUUCUUUACUAUUGUGAGCAUUGUUUAGUAGAUAAGAAAAUCAUCCUCGCCUCAUGCUGAAGUGCUUGAUAAUGAGUAAGAAUACAUCACCAUGUCUUGUCUUUACUACUUAUGUUGGAAAAAUGUCAUUAGAAAUAAGUAUAGCAACAUUGUUCAUAUUUACUAAAUGGUCGAGUUGAGUAGUUGGUUGACUGGCAUAUUUAAUGCUCAAGUAAAGUGACCAAAAUGGUGUAGUUAUUGCCUGACCUUUACGCUCUAGUAGCAUAAUAAGUCCCACAAUAUGCCAGUAGAUGUCACUAAUGUGUCACUUUUAUCAUCUCUACAACUAACAACAUGACAAGAAUCUAAAUUGAUGAGUCCUCCACUCUUCAAAUGUUUUGUUUAUUCAACAUUAUGAACAUUGAUAUAAUCUUAUUAAGUGGUGUACUGUCAUUAUUGUUUUUUUAAACACAUGAUGUUAUUCUAAAACUUGAUCGCAACAAUGGUUAAUUUUCUUCAUAGACAUGUCCUAGCAGUUUGUUAAAAAUAUAUUUUGAUAAUUUCACUAAGUGUACUUUUAUUUAGUUUUAUAAUGUGUUGGUGUCUGUGUCCUAAAACAGGUAAAGGGGAUGUUGGUAAUGUUGGAUUUAUUAUAGUGUUUAUUUAUUAUAGUUUAUAGUUUAUUAUAGUGUCAGGAAUAAUAUUUAUUGCAUGCUCUUUAUUUUCUGAAAGUUUCUUUUUCCAACAGUGUAUCGCAGCAUAAAAAUGCUUAUAAUUACAACUCUGACUAUGAAUCUAAUAAAAGUUUGUUGUUUUCUA
Molecule: messenger RNA, 4998 nt
Organism: Oncorhynchus kisutch (coho salmon)
Lineage: Eukaryota; Metazoa; Chordata; Actinopteri; Salmoniformes; Salmonidae
Product: CAP-Gly domain-containing linker protein 3
Exons: 15
Coding region: 225-1910 (561 amino acids)
Biological process (GO): cytoplasmic microtubule organization
Cellular component (GO): microtubule plus-end; cell cortex; nucleus
Molecular function (GO): microtubule plus-end binding
Source: RefSeq, a predicted model, not a curated record